Leptopilina heterotoma is the source of this 531-nucleotide messenger RNA. RefSeq lists its product as uncharacterized. The coding region runs from base 1 to 531 and encodes 176 amino acids. NCBI's taxonomy places the organism in Eukaryota, Metazoa, Arthropoda, Insecta, Hymenoptera, Figitidae. The record is from RefSeq and is a predicted model, not a curated record. The transcript has 2 exons.
AUGAGAAGAAUGGAAUAUAAUCCUGAUAUUCCUGAGCUUUUUAUACAAAAACCUUACCGAUGGAAUCAAGAACCAGUUCAUGCAGACGAAAUAAUAGCUCCUUUGCAUAGAAUUCCAGCACAAGAACCAGUUCAUGCAGACGAAAUAAUAGCUCCUGUGCCGAGGAUGCCAGCACAAGAACCAGUUCAUGUUGAUGAAAUAAUAGCUCCUGUGCCGAGGAUUCCAGCACAAGAACCAGUUCAUGUUGAUGAAAUAAUAGCUCCUGUUCUGAGGAUGCCAGCACAAGAACCAGUUCAUGCAGAUGAAAUAAUAGCUCCUGUGCAGAGGAUAUCUUUUGUUUAUAAUUCAACCGGUGAUUCUGCCCCUUGGAUCCGUGUAAGAACUCGACCCCGGUUAGAAGUUCCACUUCCACCAUUAGAGGAAAUGGAAGCACUAGUGGAAGAUGAGGUACCGGCUCUUCUGCCUAUAGCAGCACCUAGAAAUGAUCCACCUGUGCCAGCACCUUCGAACUGUGGACAUGACGAUUUGUGA